This is a messenger RNA of Esox lucius (northern pike), 5017 nucleotides long. It is a transcript of the gene pdzrn3b, whose product is annotated as PDZ domain containing RING finger 3b. Lineage: Eukaryota; Metazoa; Chordata; Actinopteri; Esociformes; Esocidae. The transcript has 8 exons. The record is from RefSeq and is a predicted model, not a curated record. Gene Ontology annotation, molecular function: protein binding; ubiquitin protein ligase activity. Bases 1842 to 4166 code for a protein of 774 amino acids. Gene Ontology annotation, biological process: neuromuscular junction development; protein ubiquitination.
AAAAGACAUUAUUAUCCACAGCCAGUCCCCCGAAUUGUUACAUUUCGGCAGAUAUACAGAGCUUCAUCCUACUAUAUCGAAUGGGAAACGGAGGGGGCUGUCCAGCUCUGAAGAAGGAUAAAUUGGAGCAGUGCCGUAGCCCGUGGUGGAGCAGGCCCGGGAGGCAGGGGUAGGGAUAUGGAAGCCUCGCUGACAGACAGAUAGGGAUCAGUGGAAACAUCUGGCCUGAGGAAACUGGUUCGCUGUGCUCGACGUAUCACAAUCGCCAGCCGCCAACACUCCACCAGACAUGCAUGUGAUGUAGACAGGUACGAUUCCAACCGAGCAUUGUCCGCAAAUGAGAGCAUAGCGGACAUGGGACAUGGGAUACUGGCUGGGGCCCCAUUGCCCAUCAUCUGAAAUAAUGUUUUCUUUUGGCAAUAACCCCCAGAACCCCCUCGGUGGGGAGGGGGGGUCAUACCGGUUAAAUAUUUAUGGUCCGUUUCUCACUCAGCCUGUCAUGCCAUCGCGUCAUUAACCUUUGCCACUGUGCUGGCGCGGAGCGUCGAGAUGCCCUUUUCCCAGCACUCCCUAGCACAUGCCUGCGCAGUCACUGACUGCCAAAUGACAUCACCCUGGACGGGCCAGUGUCGCUAAUUGCAGGAGCGGGGCAGGCGAGGAGAGACAGGGGGGUUCUGCGGUGCUGGUCAGAGAGGGGCACUCUCUUUGCGAAAGGCCACUGUCACCCUUCGCUGUGGAAAUAAUGGCCACCCAGCAUUACGGUUUGGUUGGCUGCGUGGCACCAGAGCGGGCACUGAGGCUCAUGCCAAAUCUGCAGUACCGGACCCCUAGCAUUUGCCAACUCAGGCGCUGAAAAGGGUAGCGUUCGAUCAAGCUUGGGGACUCCACCGAGGGCUCAGAGAAUGACUUGUCACCUUUCAUCAGUCGCAGAGUUGGCCAGGGCUUCGUUGUCCAUUUUAGGAAUCAAGCGUAAACAUUUAAUGUACUUUAAUUGUGUUUGCUUGUUUGGCUGUCGUCCCACCAUUUAAAAGGGAAACGACAUGUUGAAAUUAUUCCUUUUUUUUUUUCAUCUGACAAAAGUAGUGGUAAAAAAAAAAAAAAGCUUCAAUUGAACCCGGGACUCAACACUCCCCUCUAUGCUUCUUUUGUUUUACUCCAACCGCAGAUGUCUGUAGACUUUUAGUGUCUGAUGGGACAUUGGAGGCCCUUUUUGGGGCCCUGACAUCAUUGUCACCCCGCCGCGUGAUCCAGACGAGAUGCCUGGAACAGUUAAGACCGACAAGCUCCCCGGGCCCCAAGAGAAAAUGUCAUGUUUGUUUGCAGUGACUACAAAAAGCCUCCAUGUCACUGACUUUGUCCCUGCACAAUAGACUUAAAGAUUGUUAAUUAAUGAAACGUCAGUCAGCACUGCUGCGCUUACACCCCCCUCCCCCCAUAACUCACCCUGUAGUGCUGUCCUUCAUGGGGCAGCCUCUCAUGCAUAUUCAGUGAGCGGCUGCUUAAUAUGCAUGAGGGUGCGUAUAAAGGCUGAGCAGUGGCGCUGGCCUCAGUAGGGUGAGCGCAGAGCGGAAGAGACCAAGAGUGACGAAGCGUGUGAGGAGGGGGAAACAUACACCGACCGAAGGAACAGGCUGCCUACUCCUGCUCAGGCACAUGGUGGCUGGCACUGACGGCUUUGCAGCGUCAUGAAUUCAGUCAGCUGAACCUGGUGGCUGGCUGAGGAGGAGAACGGCGGCUGGACACGGAGCAGCCUGGGUCAGGGACGCGACAGUUCCAUGUGAGAGGGAGAGAGCCUGUCCGGUCAACUGGUGGGGAACAUUGGAUGGUGAGAUCCCUCCACCAUGGGAUGCAGCCUUUGUGCCCUGCAGAAGCCUCAGGAGCAAUACAAACUACUCUAUGAAGUCUGCCAGGUAAAUGGAAAGGACCUGUCCAAGGCCACCCAUGACCAGGCGGUGGAAGCCUUCCGCACAGCAAAAGAGCCUAUCAUGGUCCAGGUGCUUCGCCGGGCCCCCCGUCCCAAACCCCCCAGCCCCGCCUCAGACACCCAGGUGGUGGACAUUAGCACCCAGACAGACAUCACCUUCCAACACAUCAUGGCCCUUACAAAGCUGCCUGCCAAUGCCCCCACGGUGGCUGUGCUGGAACAAUACCUGCUGCCUGAGGAGCAUUCCCCAGAGCACCAGUACUUUGACCCCUGUGAGUUCCUGGAGGGCAUUCAGCAGGAGAUGGAGCGAGAGGAGCUGGAAUACGAGGAGGUGGAUUUGUACAGAGCCAACGUCCAGGACAAGCUUGGGUUGACUGUCUGCUACAGGACAGAUGAUGAGGAUGAAACCGGGAUCUACGUCAGCGAGAUUGACCCAAACAGCAUCGCCGCAAAGGAUGGCAGGAUUAGAGAGGGAGAUAGAAUCAUCCAGAUCAACGGCAUUGAGAUCCAGAACAGGGAGGAUGCCGUGGCUCUGUUAACCAGUGAGGAGAAUCAGAACGUGUGUCUUUUGGUGGCCAGACCAGAGAUCCAGCUGGAUGAGGGCUGGAUGGAUGACGACAGGAACGACUUCCUGGAUGACCUUCACAUGGACAUGCUGGAGCAGCAGCACCACCAGGCCAUGCAGUUCACCGCCAGCAUGCUGCAGCAGAAGAAGCGCGAGGAGGACGGCGGAACGACGGACACAGCCACGCUGCUGUCCAACCACCACGAGAAAGACAGCGGCUUGGGCCGCACCGACGAGAGCACGCGCAACGAUGAGAGCUCUGAGCAGGAGAACCUGGGCGAUGACCAGACCACGGCCUCCAACACACUGGGCAGCUGUGGCCGCAGGAAGCUGACCUACAGCCAGGACACCCUGGGAAGCAUUGACCUGCCCUUCAGCAGCGAAUCCUUCAUCUCGGCAGACUACGACCACGCCGACUUCCUGGGCAUCCCCGCUGACGAGUGCGAGCGCUUCCGGGAGCUCCUGGAGCUGAAGUGCCAGGUGAGGAGCGCGGGGGGACCCCUCGGCCCGCACUACCAGAGCACCGGCGCCGGGGCAGCCGAAGAGACGGUGGACAAGGAGCUGGAGCUGCUGAACGAAGAGCUGCGCGGCAUCGAACUGGAGUGCCUCAACAUCGUCCGGGCCCACAAGAUGCAGCAGCUCAGGGAGCAGUACCGCGAAUCCUGGAUGCUCCAUAACAGCGGCUUCCGCAACUACAACACCAGCAUUGACGUGCGCCGCCACGGCCUCUCCGACAUAACCGAACUGCCCGAGAAGUCGGACAAGGACAGCUCCAGUGCCUACAACACCGGAGAGAGCUGCCGCAGCACCCCCCUGACCCUGGAGCUGUCCCCGGACAACUCCCUCCGCAGGGGCUCAGAGAACCCAGAUGAGGCUGGCGCCGCCAGAGGCCCUGCGCCUGUUGGGGGUGUCCUGAAGCCCCUGCUGUCCCCCAUCCGGGAGGCAGGCGGCCCCGGCAGGAUCAGGCCGUCUUCGGCAGAGGAGUCCGAGUGUGGCCCGCGGGCGGACGCGAAGGAGCAUCAGCUGAGAGAGCCUUGUCAGAAGCUGGCCCCGCCCCGCUCCCCGUACAAACACGCCCACAUCCCGGCCCACGCCCAGCACUACCAGAGCUACAUGCAGCUGAUCCAGCAGAAGUCAGCCGUGGAAUACGCCCAGAGCCAGAUGAGCCUGGUCAGCCUGGUGAGCCGCGGGGAGCCAUUGUCCCCCGGAGAUAUGCCGGAGCCCAAGAUGGAGUGGAAGGUAAAGGUCCGCAGUGACGGCACACGUUACAUCACCAAGAGGCCCGUCAGGGACAAGCUGCUCAAGGAGCGGGCCCUGCGUAUCCACGAGGAGCGCAGUGGCAUGACCACGGACGAUGACGCCAUCAGCGAGCUGAAGAUGGGACGGUACUGGAGCAAAGGAGAGCGGAAGCAGCACGCAGUGCGCGCCAAGGAGCAGAGGCAGCGGCGUGAGUUCAUGAAGCAGAGUCGCGCAGACUGCUUGAAGGAGCAGGCCAACCUGGACGAUGACAGGAAGGAGCCCAACAUCAUCGAACUCAGCCACAAAAAGAUGAUGAAAAAGAGGAACAAGAAAAUCUUUGACAAUUGGAUGACUAUCCAGGAACUUUUGACCCAUGGCGCUAAAUCUCCCGAUGGCACGCGAGUGUACAACUCCCUGUUGUCCGUCACCACGGUGUAGCAGGCAGGCCUGACAGGCCUGAAGUGUAAUGUACUGUAUAUAGGACACUACCGGUUCAGGUAGAGAUUCCUGCCCCGUUAAAUGUGGCAACAUUUUGUAAAUAUGAAAAAGGAAAAGGCUUUUCUGAAGGACGUUUUGCCCACUGUGGUCAGAUGAGAAACUCCAGUUUGUUUUAUGGACUUUGAAGCUGAUCGACUUGAUUGAGGAUGAAUAUGAGACUGUUUUCAAAUGUUUUCAAUAACCUUUCUACCUUUGUGCUUGCUCUCUUGAAUAAUGAUGAUAGUGUUUUACAGCAAUAUGUGGGUCUUUGGAAGGUUUUAAAAGUUUGUAAAAGACUGUGUGCCAUAAGAAAAAGCAGCCAAUAUUUUCAUCUACAUUUGUAUAAGUAUCUCUUAUCAGUAUUUUACCAUUAUGCAUAACUUUUGCUUGUUGAAAGAAAUACAGAAAUAUUUAGCUUCAAGGUCAACGCAUAUUGCUUUUUGAGAGGACUUUUGCAAAUGUAACUAAACCUCGUAGUUUUUUGUAAACAAAACACUUUUUGGUUAUUGAUCUGGUGCUGUUUUUCAAAGGUGUACAACCAGUUUUUUAUCAUCUGUUACAUAUUCUGCUUUCAAGAAGUGAUAUCAUUGUGUAUGUAUCAGGAUAGAGCAGGACAUUUGUCACACAUUUAUUGAAAUCAGAAUCUUUCUGUGUAAUUGUUGAAGCACAUUGUAGUUACCUUACCUACGUAGAAAUUCAUGUAUCAAACAAAUUAGCACAGUUUAGGAAAUCCUUAGUUAACUACCCAAUUUGAUGUCUUGUAAAAUGAGAGAAAUAAUAAAUUAUUGUUUUAUAUUUGAUGAGCUUUCAAA